Molecule: messenger RNA, 2947 nt
Organism: Suncus etruscus (white-toothed pygmy shrew)
Lineage: Eukaryota; Metazoa; Chordata; Mammalia; Eulipotyphla; Soricidae
Gene: SLC9A7
Product: solute carrier family 9 member A7
Exons: 17
Coding region: 44-2239 (731 amino acids)
Biological process (GO): proton transmembrane transport; regulation of pH; sodium ion transport
Cellular component (GO): membrane; recycling endosome
Molecular function (GO): sodium:proton antiporter activity
Source: RefSeq, a predicted model, not a curated record
AGCUGAGGUUCCGUACGCCCGAGGUGCGGGCCGCCGGGGGUCCAUGGAGCAGGGCGACGCGGCGCGCCCCGGCAUGGGUCUGGCGGCUCGGGUACUGCCCCCGCGUUUAGUGCUGCCUCUGCGUUUGGUUUUGCUGCCGCUGCUCCUGAGUCGGGGGCUCCGUGCCGUGGCUUGGGCCUCCUCCUCUGGGGCGGCGGCCGAGGACAGUAGCGCCAUGGAGGAGCUGGCCACGGAGAAGGAGGCUGAGGAGAGCCACCGGCAAGACAGCGUGAGCCUGCUUACCUUCAUCCUGCUGCUCACUCUUACCAUCCUCACCAUCUGGCUCUUCAAGCACCGCCGAGUGCGCUUCCUGCACGAGACUGGGCUGGCUAUGAUCUAUGGACUCAUUGUUGGGGUGAUCCUAAGGUAUGGAACCCCUGCCACCAGUGGCCAUGACAAGUCACUCAGCUGCACUCAGGAAGACAGGGCAUUCAGCACCUUGUUAGUGAAUGUCAGUGGGAAAUUCUUUGAGUAUACCUUGAAAGGAGAAAUCAGCCCUGGCAAGAUCAACAAUGUAGAGAAAAAUGACAUGCUGAGGAAGGUAACAUUUGAUCCAGAAGUAUUUUUCAACAUUCUAUUGCCUCCAAUUAUUUUCCAUGCUGGAUACAGUUUAAAGAAGAGACACUUUUUCAGAAAUCUUGGAUCAAUUCUGGCCUAUGCCUUCUUGGGGACUGCUGUUUCCUGCUUUAUUAUUGGAAAUCUCAUGUAUGGUGUAGUAAAGCUUAUGAAGAUUGUGGGACAGCUUUCAGAUAAAUUUUACUACACAGAUUGCCUCUUUUUUGGUGCAAUUAUCUCUGCAACUGAUCCAGUCACUGUACUGGCGAUAUUUAAUGAAUUGCAUGCAGACGUGGAUCUAUAUGCCCUUUUGUUUGGAGAAAGUGUCCUCAAUGAUGCAGUUGCCAUUGUACUAUCCUCAUCUAUUGUUGCCUACCAGCCAGCGGGACUAAAUACACACACCUUUGAUGCUGCUGCCUUUUUUAAGUCAGUUGGCAUCUUUAUAGGCAUAUUUAGUGGUUCUUUUACCAUGGGAGCUGUGACUGGUGUCGUGACUGCUCUAAUAUCUAAGUUCACCAAGCUUCACUGCUUCCCUUUGCUGGAGACUGCACUCUUCUUCCUGAUGUCCUGGAGCACAUUCCUCCUGGCAGAAGCCUGUGGCUUUACAGGCGUUGUAGCUGUCCUUUUCUGUGGAAUCACACAAGCUCAUUACACCUUCAACAAUCUGUCUGUGGAAUCAAGAAGUCGAACCAAGCAGCUCUUUGAGGUGUUACACUUUCUGGCUGAAAACUUCAUCUUCUCCUACAUGGGUUUGGCACUGUUUACAUUCCAGAAGCACGUCUUCAGCCCAGUUUUCAUCAUUGGAGCUUUCGUUGCCAUCUUCCUGGGCAGAGCUGCGCAUAUCUACCCACUCUCCUUCUUCCUCAACUUGGGCAGAAGGCAUAAGAUUGGCUGGAAUUUUCAACACAUGAUGAUGUUUUCAGGCCUCAGGGGAGCGAUGGCAUUUGCACUGGCCAUCCGGGACACAGAAUCCUACGCUCGACAGAUGAUGUUCACAACAACCCUCCUCAUUGUCUUCUUCACUGUCUGGGUCAUUGGUGGAGGUACAACACCCAUGUUGUCAUGGCUGAAUAUCAGAGUUGGCAUCGAGGAACCCUCCGAAGAGGACCAGAAUGGACAGCGCUGGCAGUACUUCAGAGUUGGUGUUGACCCAGAUCAAGACCCACCACCUAACAAUGACAGCUUUCAAGUCUUACAAGGGGAUGUUCCUGAUUUUGCCAGAGGUAACCGGACAAAACAGGAGAGUGCUUGGCUAUUCAGAUUGUGGUACAGCUUUGACCACAACUAUUUGAAGCCCAUCCUUACACACAGUGGCCCACCAUUAACCACCACUCUUCCAGCCUGGUGUGGAUUGCUGGCUCAAUGUCUGACGAGUCCCCAGGUAUAUGAUAACCAAGAGCCACUGAGGGAGGAAGACUCCGAUUUCAUCCUGACUGAGGGCGAUCUCACCUUGACCUAUGGCGGCGACAGCACAGUGACUGCAAAUGGCUCCUCAGGCUCUCACUCAGCCUCCAUGAAUCUCGAAAACAAUCAAAGAACCAAAAGUGGCUCCAAAGAGGUGCUGGAACAAGGCCUGGGAAUGGCAGACCAGAAGAUUUCGAGCCGGGGCACCCGCCUAGUGUUUCCCCUGGAUGAUAAUGCAUGACUUUCCCCAUCAAGCCUUGAAGCAGUAGGGAGUAGAUCCACCAGUGGGGUGGAGUUGGCUACAAGCUCAGUGCUAUUUGAGGUGGGGCAUUGAUUGAAUGGAACUAAUAAUUCUUUUUUAUUGGGACCUGAAAAUAUCUUUUCCAAUUUAAACUGCAACCCAAGCUGCGGGUGGUAGGGCUGAAUUGUUGCUGAAGCAAGACAAGAGCAGACUCAUUCCCACUUUCCACAUAGUAUGCUGCUCAGAGUUAAAGCCAAGCAAAAAUAGCAUGCUUUUCUGGUCUCUUAAUUCAGUCAUUUGCUGUAACUAACCCAAGUAUGACAGGUGUGAGGCUUUUCUCAAAGGAGAGGCUUCCUAAACUCAUGCAGCUGUGAAAGGCUAGUUGCUUGUUAAAAUUGAAGAUAGAGGACGGAACAGACCAUGAAGGCAGGCAAUUGUGAUUGGACCCCAAAUGGGACACGUGUGAAUUGAGUGGAGGCUCCUCCAGCAAUGAGAAACCUCACAGCUGUAACCUCGGGUCAGAAUUACUGACGUUUUUUUUGCUACCUAUGUUUUUUCUAGACAGUUAUACAAUAGAUGCAUGAAUGUUUCACCAUAGAGGAAAACUGAUAAAUUCUUUCUCUGGAAAGAUGCAUAAAGAAGUUACUGAAAUGUUUACAACCAAAGGCAAAAUACUUUUGUGCUGUUGUUUUAGAAUUAACAUGAGAA